AUGCAACCUCCUACCUGUGUAGGCAUUCGCGUUAGGUCACCUCUUGAUGCUAUAACUAUAAUCCAUGCUGUUCACCUAGGGAUACUCCCACUAGUGCACCGCCGGCUUGACACCGACGAACGUCGAGCCAUACAGUCUGGCAGUGUAUAUGUAUGGGAGGAGCGAGGCCCUAAUGCAGAGGCAACAGGAUUAGGGAUUGAAAGGUGGACAGAUUCGAUUUCAUGGGGUCCAAGUCGAGUCAGGGAUGAGUUCCUUUUCUAUCAUGAGAGAAAACCCGCGCAACCCGAGCCUGAUAAUAGCACAGACUCGAGUGAUACAAAUUUCCAACCCAGAUACUACUACAGAAAGCCCCUAGUAAAGCAAACGUAUUCCGUGUUCGUAAGGACUCACACCGGGAGGAGAAAGUGGCAUCUAAUUGCGUACUUCACGCAAGAUACAGUGGAUCAGCUUCGCAGCAUUGAAGACCACCCGCAACUGAGAGGACUCAAUGUUCCUGACGGACUAUAUGUUUGCGCCCGUAGUGCCAAAGGCCGCCCUCGCCACUCUUCGUCAGGUUCUAUCGGAAACUAUCCAAUACCCACAGAUCCAAUACUUACUUAUCCUGCUUUGUACCCACCCAGAGUCCCGCUUAGGGCAAUCAAUCCCACUGAACGUCUGGCUCCGUUGGCCUAUUUGAAGAGGGUGCCCCCACCACGCCGCCACGCGGUGGAUCAAAUGGCUCUUAUGUCUUUCUCCGGAUUGCUGACAUCGGAUGAAAGCAUUCGUAAAAUAGAUAUCGACUCAGAGGAUUACUAUCCUUGGCGCAAAUACGAGUCGGAUUCCGACUUUCGAGUACCAUUUCGUCGUUGA
Psilocybe cubensis is the source of this 849-nucleotide messenger RNA. RefSeq lists its product as uncharacterized. NCBI's taxonomy places the organism in Eukaryota, Fungi, Basidiomycota, Agaricomycetes, Agaricales, Agrocybaceae. The record is from RefSeq and is a predicted model, not a curated record. Gene Ontology annotation, molecular function: DNA binding. Bases 1 to 849 code for a protein of 282 amino acids. The transcript has 6 exons.